This is a messenger RNA of Volvox carteri f. nagariensis, 634 nucleotides long. It is a transcript of the gene rps24, whose product is annotated as component of cytosolic 80S ribosome and 40S small subunit. The coding region runs from base 32 to 634 and encodes 200 amino acids. Gene Ontology annotation, biological process: translation. The transcript is spliced from 5 exons. The record is from RefSeq and is a predicted model, not a curated record. Gene Ontology annotation, molecular function: structural constituent of ribosome. Gene Ontology annotation, cellular component: ribosome. NCBI's taxonomy places the organism in Eukaryota, Viridiplantae, Chlorophyta, Chlorophyceae, Chlamydomonadales, Volvocaceae.
AGCGCGUUGGUCUGUAGACAAGCCGGCAAAAAUGUCGGACAAGACCUGCACCAUCCGCACUCGCAAGUUUAUGACCAACAGGCUGCUGCAGCGGCGGCAAUUUAUUAUUGACGUCCUGCACCCUGGCCGGCCGAACGUCUCCAAGGCUGAGCUUAAGGAAAAGCUGACAUCUAUGUACGAUGUCAAGGACAGCCAGUGCGUUUUCCUGUUCGGCUUCCGCACCCAGUUUGGUGGUGGCAAGUCCACGGGCUUUGGCCUUAUCUAUGACGACCUGAAGGCGGCCAAGCAGUUUGAGCCCAAGUACCGCCUCAUCAGGAAUGGCCUGGAGAAGAAGGUGGACAAGUCGCGCAAGCAGAUGAAGGAGCGGCGGAAGCGUGCCAAGAAGGUCCGCGGUGCCAAGAAGAACGCUAGCGGUGAGUCUGAUGGGAAUCACCUGGCUUGGCGCGUCCCUGUGUUGAGUGCGUGGCUCAAUGGACGCAUGGCUCAAGCAAAUGCGGUAGCGGAGCCGUCCCGGAUGGAGGUGUAUGAGGCUCGUGAAUGUCCCCAUGUGUCAUUAUGCUCCAUUUUGGUUCUCAUGUUCCGGCUUUUUCGUUGUCCUGGCUGCAUUCCAAAUUCUAUAGCAAAGGCCCCAUAG